This is a messenger RNA of Pocillopora damicornis (cauliflower coral), 1389 nucleotides long. RefSeq lists its product as uncharacterized. The record is from RefSeq and is a predicted model, not a curated record. NCBI's taxonomy places the organism in Eukaryota, Metazoa, Cnidaria, Anthozoa, Scleractinia, Pocilloporidae.
AUGAUUACAAAUAAUCAAAGCAAUCUUUUGAUGACAAAAUUGUCACGGUACAUCACCAAUAUAACUGGUUCAGAUGCCUAUUGGUUUAAGGCAAAAGAAGAUUUAAAAGCAAUCAUCCAACAUGUGGGUCCUCCAACUUUCUUUUUCACAUUUUCCUCAGCAGAUAUGCACUGGCCACAAUUACAUGACCCUUUUCAAAAUACCUGUAAUACAAAUGGCAAUGAGAAUUCUCCUGAUGUAAGACGCCAGAAUGUCAUUGAUAACCCUCACAUAGUUGAUUGGUUCUACACAGAACGGUUAAAGAGCUUUAUUAAACAUUGGUUAUAUAACACACUUGAUGCCAAAUGGCAUUGGUAUAGAUUCGAAUAUCAGUCCAGAGGUAGUAUUCAUUGUCACGGUGUUGCAAAAUUAAACAAUGAUCCAGAUUUGUGCAAAUUGAGUGACACUGCACUAAAAGGAUACUUGGCAGAUGUUUCUGAAGAUGAAAGUACACCUGACAGUUUAACUGUAAUUAAUGGGAAAAUAGCUUGUGAAAAAAUCUGCCAAUAUUAUGAUUGGAUUCUCUCUACUUGUAACCCAGAUCCUCCAGAUGAAGGCGAUUGGAUAAAACCAAUUAUUCAUCCAUGUCAAAAAAACUAUAAUGAUAUUAAAGAAUCUGACAAUGACUACAUCGAUUUAUUAAACAUGAUUCAGAGGCACACUCGAUGCAGUACCAGCUAUUGUUUAAGAAAAAAAGGAAAUGAAAAAGAACCCAAAUGUAGGUUUAAUUUCCCAUUUCAACAUAAUGAAAAAACCUCAUUACAAUUUGAACUUAUUCAUUCCAAGGAUAACACACCAAAAUAUAAAAUACAAGUUGUAACUAAAAGGAAUGACUCUAGACUUAACAGUCACCAACGACUUCAGCUUCAAGGCUGGCGUGCAAACUGUGAUAUUCAACUUGUUGUAGAUUACCAGGCCUGUGUUGAGUAUCUGGCAAAGUAUGCAGCAAAGAGUGAAACAAGAUCUCACCUGCUUAAGAACACAUUCAGCGCUAUUGUUCACAACUGUCAGUCAACUGCCGAUGCCACAACAAUGAUAAAGAAAACUGUCAUGAAAACACUAGGUCAGAGAGAUUUUUCUGCACAGGAAACAAUGCACCAUUUGCUUUCUCUUAAUUUUGUCAGCUCAUCCUUCAUAGUAUUUCCUGUGAACUUGAAUGGCUCCCAUAGACUUAACCUGUCUGAUGCACCCAAUGAAGAAGUAACAACAGAUAGCUUACUUGAUACAUAUGCUCAACGAGACAAAUAUCAAGCAGAUUUAAAAUGCAACUUGACAAAUAUGAACUUUCUUGAGUAUUUUGAAAAAGGUCGUGUAAUUGUGGCUAGUGCAUAUCUGCUGAGGAAAAUGUGA